AUGGAUUGGGAUGUACAGCCUCUGACUGUUGACGACUUCCCAGAGAGCGCCGCUGAUGAGGAUGACGAAGACGGGAGUACUGAAGUGGAGAAGGGUCGGAUCUUGUUUUGCUACAUGGUAGAUCUUACACAGAUCUUGGCGCAGAUCCUAUCGACUUUCUAUACACUAAAGGCCGAGCGCGACUUCGCCAGUCGUGCGCACGAAGGCGUACGGUCGCUGCUUAAUGCAGCGAAGCCUUUGCAGCUCACUCUACGUCAAUGGUAUGCCAACAUGCCAGCUGCGCUCAAAGUACAGGACAUAGCUGCAAGGAAGCUCUCCAGCGUCGGCUAUCUUCACCUUGGCUACUACGCAGUCGAAAUGACGCUUCACCGACGCAUCAUCCGCUCGUUAUCUCCAGCAGACGACCCCGAACUCCACAACAUAUGCCGACAAGCAGCGCAGAUCCGACUCACAUCUGCCAUGAGCUUCGUUCAAUCUCUGCGACCCGAGCACUUCCAAUCCUUUUGGUAUUCAUCGUCCACCUACAACUUCAUACUCGUCGGUUCUUUUAUCUCACUUCUUUGGGUGACAUCUCCCAGUAGGGAAGAGACAGCCACAUACCGCGCCCAUCUAGACCAGUAUAGGUGGAUCAUACGCCUCUCGAGCAAGUCGGCAGACUUCCUUGAAAGAGCCCUAGUGUCACUGGAUGUGUCGUCCAGUGCGCUAAUGAAAGCCAUUCCUGACGAAAUCAACUCACCCGCUACAGCGAUUGGUCGUCAGGCCAGCACGGGAUCAAGUCGCGAUAAUGGUGCGCUCAUACCUGAGAGCAAUAGGCCCGUGUCUGUUUCGUCGACUCCCUCCGCUACCCGAUUCGAAUACAAUACAUUGCUGGAAGGCACCGACCUCGCUGACCACUCGUGGUUUGAUGUGAUACACGAGAACAACUUCGGCAAUGCGUACAAUGGCCAUGGUGUAACUCCGCCUGGGCAGUCGGACGUGCCAUGA
Molecule: messenger RNA, 984 nt
Organism: Alternaria arbusti
Lineage: Eukaryota; Fungi; Ascomycota; Dothideomycetes; Pleosporales; Pleosporaceae
Exons: 1
Coding region: 1-984 (327 amino acids)
Cellular component (GO): nucleus
Source: RefSeq, a predicted model, not a curated record